ACAAGUUAAAAGAAAUCCAAUUCUUUUCUCUCUCUCUGUCUCUCUCUCUUAUUCUAUUCUGUUCAUCGACGAGCCAUGGCGAGCCUCUGGCGAGCCGCGAUGGGCGGCAGCACCCAAUCCACCGACGACUACGAGGGCGUGGAGUUCUGGUCGAGCCCGGAGCGGUGCGGCUGGCUGACCAAACAAGGCGAGUACAUCAAGACCUGGCGUCGCCGGUGGUUCGUCCUCAAGCAAGGCAAGCUCUUCUGGUUCAAGGAAUCCACGGUCACCCGCGCCUCCAAGCCACGUGGCGUCAUCCCAGUGGCCACCUGCCUCACUGUCAAGGGCGCCGAAGACGUCCUCAACAAGCAGUUCGCUUUCGAACUCUCCACUCGCUCCGACACCAUGUACUUCAUCGCCGAUUCGGAGAAGGAGAAGGAAGACUGGAUUAACUCGAUUGGACGAUCUAUUGUUCAGCACUCGAGAUCGGUCACUGACAACGAGAUCGUCGAUUACGAUAGCAAGCGCUAGAGAGAGAUUGAUUCAGAUUCUGUGCUUGUUUGUUGUGUAAAAUUAGGUACGUUUGAUCUUUGUCUUUGCUCGAAAUUUUUAGAGAAUUUCCGUGUUUUGUGCUUUGAAUGUGUAUAAAUCGAUUUAAGAUCAAUAUCGUGUUUUGAUCUUUGUUAGAAUUCUCUGUUCUUGUUGUUAUUAUCAGAUCUUAAAAUUUGAAAAAAAAAAACUAAAUAAAAAAGUUAUGCUUUGUGGAA
Messenger RNA from Camellia sinensis, 746 nucleotides. Its product is annotated as pleckstrin homology domain-containing protein 1. NCBI's taxonomy places the organism in Eukaryota, Viridiplantae, Streptophyta, Magnoliopsida, Ericales, Theaceae. The record is from RefSeq and is a predicted model, not a curated record.